AUGUACGAUCACACCCGUGCGAUAGAAUGUGGUAAAAAACUUCACGUGACGCUACACAAUAGUGGCCAAAAAGAACAAGAAGGGAUAAUAUUACUUAAACUAGGGAGCAUCUACCGUCAAAGAAGCGAAUACGAGGAAGAAAAACAGUUUAUCGAGAAAGCACUCAGUAUGAUGAUUGAGACUGGUAACAAUCGGGGAGUUGGAAUAUGUUACGAAAUUCUAGGAACUGUUUUUCUAUCUGUUGAUCAAUAUACCAAGGCUGAAGAAUACCUUCAGAAAGCACUAGUGAUCGCGAAAGAAAUCGAUAACAAACAAGGAGAAGCAUCUGCUUACGGCAAGCUAGGAGUUAUGUUCCAAUCUGUUGGUCAAUAUACCACGGCUGAAAAAUGCCUUCAGAAAGCACUAGUGAUCAGCAAAGAAAUCGGCGACAAAGAAGGACAAGCAGUAGCUUACGGAAAUCUAGGAACUGUGUUCCAAUCUGAUGGUCAAUAUACCAAGGCUGAAGAAUACCUUCAAAAAGCACUAGUGAUCAGCAAAGAAAUCGGUGACAAAGAAGGACAAGCAUCAGCUUACGGAAAUCUAGGAACUGUGUUCCAGUCUGUUGGUCAAUAUACCAAGGCGGAAGAAUACCUUCAAAAAGCAUUAGCGACCAGCAAAGAAAUCGGUGACAAAAAAGGAAAAGCAUCAAAUUACGGAAAUCUAGGAAAUGUGUUUAAAUCUGUUGGUCAAUAUACCAAGGCUGAAGAAUACCUUCAGAAAUCACUAGUGAUCAGCAAAGAAAUCGGUGACAAACACGGAGAGGCAUCUGCUUACGGAAGUCUAGGAACUGUGUUCCAAUAUGUUGGUCAAUAUACCAAGGCUGAAAAAUACCUUAAAAAAGCUCUAGUGAUCAGCAAAGAAAUCGGUGACAAACAUGGAGAAGCAUAUGCUUACGGAAAUCUAGGAACUGUGUUUAAAUCUGUUGGUCAAUAUGCAAAUGCUGAAGAAUACGUUCACAAAGCUCUCGUGAUCAGGAAAGAAAUCGGUGACAAACACGGAGAAGCAUCAGAUUACGGAAAUCUAGGAACUGUGUUGCAAUCUAUAGGUCAAUAUACCAAGGCUGAAGAAUACGUUCAAAAAGCGCUGGUGAUCAAGAAAGAAAUCGGUGACAAAAAAGGGGAAGCAGCAGGUUACGGAAAUUUAGGAACUGUGUUUGAAUCUGUUGGUCAAUAUACCAAGGCGGAAGAAUACCUUCAGAAAGCACUAGUGAUCAGCAAAGAAAUCGGUGACCAACACGGAGAGGCAUCAGAUUACGGAAAUCUAGGAACUCUGUUUAAAUCUGUUGGUCAAUAUACCAAGGCUGAAGAAUACCUUCAGAAAUCACUAGUGAUCAGGAAAGAAAUCGGUGACAAACACGGAGAAGCAUCUGAUUACGGAAAUCUAGGAACUGUGUUUAAAUCUGUUGGUCAAUAUACCAAGGCUGAAGAAUACCUUCAGAAAGCACUAGUGAUCAGCAAAGAAAUCGGUGACAAACACGGAGAGGCAUCAAAUUACGGAAAUCUAGGAACUGUGUUUAAAUCUGUUGGUCAAUAUACCAAGGCGGAAGAAUACCUUCAGAAAGCACUAGUGAUAAGCAAAGAAAUCGGUGACAAACACGGAGAGGCAUCAAAUUACGGAAUUUUAGGAACUGUGUUUGAAUCUGUUGGUCAAUAUACCAAGGCUGAAGAAUACCUUCAGAAAGCACUAGUGAUCAGCAAAGAAAUAGGUGACAAAAAAGGAGAAGCAUCAGAUUACGGAUUUCUGGGAACUGUCUUCCGAUCUGUUGGUCAAUAUAACAAGGCGGAAGAAUACCUUCAUAAAGCACUAGUGAUCAGCAAAGAAAUAGGUGACAAAAAAGGAGAAGCAUCAGCUUACGGAAAUCUAGGAACUGUGUUCCAAUCUGUUGGUCAAUAUAACAAGGCGGAAGAAUACCUUCAUAAAGCACUAGUGAUCAGCAAAGAAAUAGGUGACAAAAAAGGAGAAGCAUCAGCUUACGGAAAUCUAGGAACUGUGUUCCAAUCUGUUGGUCAAUAUACCAAGGCUGAAGAAUACCUUCAAAAGGGACUGACGAUCUAUGAAGAAAUCGGAGACAAAGGUGGUGUUGGAGCUUCAUACUUAAAUCUGGGAAACCUUUGUCGAGAAUUUCAGCUUAAUGCGAAGAGUCAAGAAUUUGCUAAUAAAGCCCUUGAGAUAAGUUACGAAAUACGGGACAUUGAAUUGCAGUUUUUCAGCCACCUUACCAUUGCUCUGAACGAGUUAGUGGCAGUAGGAAGCAUAACUGAACUUGUGCUGCGAAAUCUCUAUGAAAGCAUUCAAAAGUGCGAAGAAAUGCAUGAUUAUUUCAGAGUGAAAGAUCAAUUCAAAAUUUCUUUUUUUGAUGGGCAUGUCUCCCCUUACCUUCUUCUUUGUAGGUUGUUGAUUGCUAGAGGCCGUUAUUGUGAAGCUCUUCACGUUGCCGAGCUUGGACGGUCCAGAGCGCUUGCAGACAUACUGUCAGAUAAGUACUCUGUGAAAAAAGAAGUGUCGGUGAACCCACAGUCAUGGGUUGGUGUUGAGAAUAUCAUGAGCAAAAAUGCCCUUAGUUCCUAUUUAUACGUAUCCUGUUUCCAUUCAAAUAUGCGUUUUUGGAUCCUUAAGCCGAACAAAACCAUAUUUUUUCGACAAACGAAACUCAAAGAAAGUGCAGCUAAAGUGUUUGAAAAUCAAAGAUUCGGUGGCCCUCAAAAUUUACGUCAAGAACAUUGCGAAGAUCGAUCAUUGUUUUCUUCAUAUUUAAGUUCCCUGCCAUGCAAACCAUCUCAGGAUGACACCUUUGCAACAUUACGCCUUAUAGAAGAAGAGGAACACGAAACGCACGACUCUGAGGCGCUCACCCUUGCUGAUGGCUACAACAUCAUCGUCUCUCCUGUAGUUGACUUACUACAAGAAUCAGAAAUCAUUAUCAUACCGGAUCCACUGUUGUACCCAAUUCCCUUUCCAGCUUUGAAGAAUGACAAUGGACAAUAUUUAUCGGAUACUUUCAGGAUUCGUAUUGUACCUUCUUUGACGACUCUAAGGUUGAUUCAGCAGAGUCCAGAAGACUACCAUAGUAAAACCGGUGCAAUAGUCAUAGGAGAGCCAGAGGUCAGUGAUGUAUACUACCAGGGAAAACUUCUAAAAUUAUGUCCCUUGCCUGGGGCAAGAAUGGAGGCAGAGAUGAUUGGGCGAUUGCUAGGUGUUGAGCCAUUAUUGGGAAAAGAUGCUACUAAGCAAGCAGUCCUGGAAAGAAUGCAUUCCGUAAGUCUCAUUCACUUUGCUGCUCAUGGUUAUGAGGAACGUGGAGAAAUUGCUCUUUCCCCCAUAAGCGCGUGCGGAACUCCGCACGAAGUGGAUUACUUAUUGACGAUGGCUGAAAUUUCACAAGUUCGACUGACUGCCAAGCUGGUUGUCCUUAGCUGUUGUCAUAGUGCUAGUGGCCAAGUGAGAGCUGAGGGAGUUGUUGGAAUCGCUCGAGCAUUUCUAGCGUCGGGUGCACGCGCCGUGCUGGCGGCACUGUGGGCUGUAGAAGACAAAGCUACCAAGCAGUUUAUGAGUCAUUUUUACGAGCACCUUGUUCGUGGUGAAAGUGCAAGUGAAUCUCUUCACCAGGCCAUGAAACGGAUGAGAGAAAAUCGCUUCUCUGACGUUGAGCAGUGGGCGCCGUUUAUGCUGAUUGGAGAUGAUGUGACAUUCAAAGGUUAGUAUUUGACACCAUUUUUGGAUAUCGUUAAGUUUUGCGCAUUUUGAAUUAAAAUAUGUACAAUUUAUGUUUGUGACAACGCAUUCUUAUGUACAUUUGUGUUGCAGGAGACAUUUUCUUGUUACUCCCAUUAUCUGCUGUGUUAUCCUUCUCUGUACAGGGAAUAGAGGAGAACGAAUCUCCAGUUCAUUUUAUUUUCGUGAAUAUUUCGUAAAGUAUGCUCUAAAUUCCACCACUGAAAAGAAACGUCAGAGGCAAAAAUACUUUUCUUGUGGUGAUUAUUUGAUAAAGAAAAACAAUGCACUCAGUUUAAUUUAGAUUCAUCCUCGGGAACCCAGAGCAAGCUCAGAGCGACACGAUAAUUACUGGCGAACUCAAUAGAGUGUAGAAGUAGAGUGGAAGAUCUCUGAGCACGUAUUCUGGCCCAAACAGUUCCAGAAGCAUUUGGUUUCGUAACCUCUCUGGUAAAUGUGCAAAGGUCAACUCCCUUCUCAUCGCUUUCUUUUUUACUGACCAUUUUAUCGAUAGCCCUGAGAUCUCAGCUUUGGCUUGAGGUCUUUGCGUAGAGCUGAAUAUUGUAGCGGUAGCAAUGGGCUAUUAGCGAUAGCCAGCGAUAGCGACUGGUAUUUUAACGAUACCCCUGACAUCUUCACGGUAGCCCCGAGAUUUUAGCGUUAAAAAUUAUGACGUACGUUUUUUGAUAGUUCUAAGAUUUUAGCGAUAGCAGUUCGAUAUUUAGUGAUAGCGCUGUAAUUUUAACGGGAACAAUUUGGAAGUUGUAUAUAUGUCAUUCGAUUACACGAUCACACAAAAGCACCCAGCAUGAUUGGCCUUUCCUUUUACUUUUUGUUGCAGGUGUUUUUGGAAGAACAGUCUGA
Messenger RNA from Porites lobata, 4614 nucleotides. NCBI's taxonomy places the organism in Eukaryota, Metazoa, Cnidaria, Anthozoa, Scleractinia, Poritidae. The record is from the annotation of a GenBank genome assembly.